Messenger RNA from Rotaria sp. Silwood1, 483 nucleotides. The record is from the annotation of a GenBank genome assembly. NCBI's taxonomy places the organism in Eukaryota, Metazoa, Rotifera, Eurotatoria, Philodinida, Philodinidae.
AUGGCACUUCUUCCAUUAGCUGUUCGUUUAGCAUCAACACUUUUACAAAAACCAGAUAUUCAAACAUCAAAUGCUCAUAUAAAUAAUAAACCUAGUACAGAAAUAGAUAUAUUAACUAAAGAAGAAAUUUCAACUAUUAUUAAUACUAAUAAUGAAGAUGAAAAAGAAAGUACUAAUGAUACAAUUAGUUCAAAUAAUUUUUUAUAUGAAUUUGAACAAAUGUUUUUUUCAUCAUCAUCAUCAUCAUCAGAACUUAAUCUUUCAAUAGCAUUACAAUCAUUACAUAAUACUAGUUCAUUAUCAUUAACAUCAUUAGAUAAUCAACAACAAUUAAUAACAGAUGAUGAUGAUGAAAAUAAUUCAUUAACACCAAUACAAAUAACAAGUGAAGAUGAAUCGGUGCUUUAUUUACGUUUAUCUAAUGAAUUAAAUAUUACGGAAGCAACAUUUGAUAGUGAUCUUGAUCGAAUAGAUCGACAAUGA